Molecule: messenger RNA, 1134 nt
Organism: Cyclocybe aegerita
Lineage: Eukaryota; Fungi; Basidiomycota; Agaricomycetes; Agaricales; Hemipholiotaceae
Source: the annotation of a GenBank genome assembly
AUGUGGUUCUCUGGCUUUCACCCGCCAGGCUCCAAGAUCUCGCGGGUUCCUGCUUUAUGUUGCGGAUUACGGCCCGUUUUGGGAGGCAACUAUAAAACACCCUCGCCGCAAGAUGGAAUAUCUGACGCUCCUGUCAUGUCUUCGGCCGCAGGUAUUCUCAGUCCUGAGGUUCUGGCGACCUACGCCAACAAUCUCCGUCUAUCAAAGUACGUCCAGCUAGCGGCCUUCGUUAUCCUAGUAUACGAUCAUGGUCUUACCUUUAAUGAGGAGAUCGAGCGCAUUUGGAAGCAGCCAAUGACAGGAGCAUCAAUUCUGUUCCUCCUCAAUAGAUAUAUUGCAUUCUUACGAGCUAUCGUAGUCGUCACCGCGUAUCAUCACCCUCAAUGGACUGGCGAUAAAUGUUCCAAUUUCGUCAGAUUUAUUGGCGCUUCGAGCAUUGUAGUAACGAGCAUAUGCGGACUGCUCAUGAUCCUUCGCGUAUAUGCCCUAUACCGCCGUUCGAAUAUCAUCCUGAUCUUCCUGGCGUCAAUAUGCAUCGCACAACUCGUCACAUCUGCGGUUGGAAUCAGCAAUGCUGGAGCAUUGCAACUGCCCCCUGGUCCUGCGUUCGUCGGCUGCCUCUUGACGGCAACCACAAAGUGGUUCGCGGUCAACUGGGCCGGGCCCCUCUUCCUUGAUGGUGCAAUCUUCUUCUUGACGCUAUGGCGCACCCGCGAAUACAUUCUCUCCACGGGUAGAAUACCAGUCCUUCAUGUUCUCGUCCGCGACGGUACACUAUAUUUCCUAGUAAUAUUCCUCGUCAACCUAGUUAAUGCCUUUUUAUUCUUCCUCGCGCCCAACAGCCUCAAGUCAGUCGCAACAACACUGAGCGUCAUGCUGACCUCAGUUAUGGUCUCUCGCCUCGUCCUCAAUCUCCGCCUAGCCCCAGCAGCGGGUGUCAAUAAUCCCGUCGCUUCAGGAGCAUUACCCGGCCCUGGAACCACCGGUACCCCCAAGCCAUCUAUCGUGUUUAGCAGCAUGGCUACGCUCGCGAUCGGGAACCUGGGACAGGACGUCGAGACGCACAAGUCGCAGGACCGUGCGUCCAUCUUGACAAACAGCUCACACAGUUCGAGGAAUCUGCUGAGAUGGUGA